This is a messenger RNA of Fundulus heteroclitus (mummichog), 3715 nucleotides long. It is a transcript of the gene slc7a6, whose product is annotated as solute carrier family 7 member 6. The transcript is spliced from 10 exons. Bases 355 to 1842 code for a protein of 495 amino acids. Gene Ontology annotation, cellular component: membrane. Gene Ontology annotation, molecular function: L-amino acid transmembrane transporter activity. The record is from RefSeq and is a predicted model, not a curated record. Gene Ontology annotation, biological process: amino acid transmembrane transport. Lineage: Eukaryota; Metazoa; Chordata; Actinopteri; Cyprinodontiformes; Fundulidae.
CAGCAGCAGCAGCCGGCUGUUUACGAGGCUGCGCAUGGAGCGGCGCAGUCCUGGCUGCCUGUCAGAAAAACCCAAAGGGAGGAAUUCAAAAACAAAAAAAAGCCAGCAGCGGUAAAACCGGACAGUUUCAGCCCGACUCCUGCCGCUGAGCACACACACUGUCUCUACUUGGUGUUCGGACGACUGUUAUCACCAGCAGCUGAGGAACCGGGACAAAAGAGACUGGUCCGUGGCAAGCUAGCGAGACCAAGCCGAGACCGGAAGUUGUGCCCGAGGCUGUUAUUUAGGAACCAGGGAUAGAAGCACCCAGAGCCACUGGGCAGGGCCCGCUGGUUCAGGCCUGAGACCGACACCAUGUCCAGCGGCGAAGGAUCUGACCAGGCUAACGGCAGCGCCGGCCUGUCUUCCACUAAUCGGGACCAUUCCAAAGAGAGCAUGAAGCUGAAGAAGGAGAUCUCGCUGCUCAACGGCGUCAGCUUGAUCGUGGGAAACAUGAUUGGCUCGGGCAUCUUUGUGUCCCCCAAGGGCGUGCUCAUCUACAGCGCCUCCUACGGGCUGUCGCUCGUCAUCUGGGCCAUCGGGGGCCUGUUUUCAGUUGUCGGGGCCCUCUGCUAUGCUGAGCUGGGCACCACCAUCACCAAAUCAGGGGCUUCUUAUGCGUACAUCUUGGAGUCAUUUGGUGGCUUCGUCGCCUUCAUUCGCCUGUGGACAUCGCUGUUGAUCAUUGAACCCACCAGCCAGGCGGUCAUAGCCAUCACGUUUGCCAACUACCUGGUCCAGCCACUGUUUCCGACCUGUGAACCAUCGUAUGCAGCGGCCCGCCUCAUCGCUGCUGCGUGCUUAUGUUUGCUGACGUUCAUAAACUCUGCCUAUGUGAAGUGGGGCACCCGUGUGCAGGACGUUUUCACCUACGCAAAGGUGGCGGCGCUCAUCGUCAUCAUCGUUACUGGUAUUGUCAAGCUGUGCCAGGGCUACACGGACAACUUCAGGUCCUCCUUUAAGGGCUCGUCUACAGAUCCUGGUGAUAUUGCUCUGGCGCUGUACUCUGCACUCUUCUCCUAUUCCGGCUGGGACACCCUCAACUUUGUGACGGAAGAGAUCCAGAACCCAGAGAGGAACCUACCGCUGGCCAUCGCCAUCUCCAUGCCCAUUGUCACCGUCAUCUACAUUCUCACCAACGUGGCCUACUAUGCUGUUCUGGAUGUUGGCGCUAUACUGGCCAGCGAUGCCGUUGCAGUGACUUUUGCAGACCACACGCUGGGCGUCAUGAACUGGAUCAUCCCCAUCGCCGUAGCUUUGUCCUGUUAUGGCGGCCUAAACGCUUCCAUUAUAGCCGCAUCCAGGUUGUUCUUUGUUGGAUCCCGGGAGGGUCACCUCCCAGAUGCUCUUUCCAUGAUCCAUAUUCAAAGGUUCACUCCAAUCCCUGCCCUCAUCUUCAAUUGCAUCAUGUCGCUGAUCUACCUCAUGGUGGAGGAUGUCUUCCAACUCAUCAACUACUACAGCUUCAGUUACUGGUUCUUCAUGGGUCUGUCUGUCGCCGGUCAGAUCUACCUUCGCUGGAAGCAGCCUGACAGGCCCAGACCGCUCAAACUAACCCUGUUCUACCCCGUGGUGUUCUGCCUGUGCGCCGUCUUCCUCGUGGCAGUGCCUCUCUACAGCGACACAGUCAACUCCCUGAUUGGGAUCGCCAUCGCCCUGUCCGGUGUUCCUGUCUACUUCCUGGGUGUCUAUCUGCCAGAGUCCAAAAGACCACCCAUUAUCAUCAGGUUGCUGCGCUCUCUGACGUCCUUCACCCAGUACACCUGCUUCUGCGUACUGACAGAGAUGGACAAAAGCCAGUAGCUCCUUUCAUGUAGAAAGAUUUCUUCCCCAGCAGUGCUGCAACAGAUUCUGCUGGGAAAGAAGCAUCCACUGUAGACCGCUGAUAGAGACCGUUCACCGCGUUGCUGCCAGACACUGAAAAUGCUGCCGUGUGCACAUGCAGAUUUACCUGGGGCUCAAAACACGACCCCUGCUAUGGAUAAGGACCUGGUACAGCUGCACUGGCAGCUGAGCGUACAUCGGCCAUUAAAUGACGACCCCCGUAUGUUACGUAUUAAACAAGUACGAGCAUGUGUUGAAAUGAAAUGAAAUCUAAGUGCCCUGGGAAAGUAGCUCAAACCUCUCGGAUUCUGUUUACAUUGCAACCAAAAACGUCCCAAACCGUCAGGGAACCGUUCCCCAAACCACUCAGCAAGAGGAAGAGAAUGGCUCGGCUGCAACCCCUCCAGGAAAUGGUCGUUCACCUGGACCGACGAGCCGGGCCAUGCGUAUCACAGGCCGUGAAGGGAAAACAGCCAAAGAGGACAGGGGCUGUGGUCAGAUGAGAGCAAAAGGACCAUCUGUUGGUGGUAAACCAGUUCACCCUGAACACACCACAGGCUGGUGAAACACGAUUGAGGCAGCGUCAUGCUGCGGGGACGAUGUUCUUCAGCAGCGAGCGUCCUGUUGGUGCGUCACCCAAAAUCCCAAGAAAACAUUCAGGCUGGAGUUGCAACAUUUACUUGAGUUACUUUUUUGGGGAAACAAAAAAAACCAAAAAAAAAACGGACUUUUAGUUUUACAGCACUGUACUUUUUACUUAGUUGCAUAAUGUCUUUAAGAAGUAUCACCACUCUUGAGGAAACUUUCUGGCUUCUCCACCCACCCUGAGUAACUUCACUGAAUAAAGAACAGGCUCGUUUCAACCAAAGAUGCACCUACAGUUUCUGUUAAAGUGACACCUCUCGUUUGUAUACCAGCUCUGUUGUUUUUAAUGUGAUUCUCUAAACAUGUUUUUUCAUUGGACGAACGUUGCUCACUUCUAACAUUCACCAUAUUAUCAGAAGCAUAUUGGGGCCACGCCACCAAACAAAGGGAUUCAGGGGUCCAAUGAUUAUGGCUACAGGUGUAAACAGUUGGGCUGCAGUCCUGACUUCCACCUUUAGGGUGAACUGGUUCAUUCAGCCAUGAACCUUACCAAAGCAUUUUUUUAAUACCAGUAUUUGUACAUAACUUCAUACUCUUGUCUGUUUACAUAAUUUUUAAGUAUCAAAUCAGACAUUUAUUACUGAUUGCUCAAUAUUGUUAUCAAAUACGUUUUUACUCUUCAGGAAUUUCUUGGUUGGUCACCGUUUAUUUCUACCUGAGUAAAAUCUGUUAAAGUAGUUUUGAGUAAAUUUUUUGGCCUCCUGACCCACCUGUGGCUGUAACAUAAAACAUUUAAGAGCGAGGACUACCUUAUCCAGGCCCUGGAUGUUAAUACUAGAAGUUCACCAAACUGGGGAAGAUGGUAUUUUAUCCAACUCUCCACUCGUGCAGGUACUUUUAUAUUAUUUUGCAUAUUGCUGCUCUACACUGAGAGAAGUCUCUCCCUCCUGUUUGUGUUGAAUGGUUUUACCGCGAUCACUUCCCUGUCUUUAAAUGAUCUAGUAUUUGCACUUUAUUCUGAAAAUAAACGUUGGUUCAAAAAUCAUAGCUCAAAGCAGUCGCUUCAUCAUGCAGAGAAACAGAAACGGACUCUGGUGUUUUAUUUUGAAAGCCUUCUUUGUGUACACAUCUACAUAUUUACAGAAACUUUAUUUCAACAAGCGUUCCAGAAACAAUCAAAACUCCAAAGUGGAUUUAUCCAAACCCAACUCAUACAUCCACAACAGAAAGUUACGCACCAGCCUUUCACAUUACGCAGAAAAAAAAA